UUGCGGACUUAGAAUGUGUUUUUAUUUUGAUUUUAGAUUGGAUUUGUUAAACAUAAACAGAAAAUAAUAGUUGAAUGGACUGAGGGUGGCCAUUGUUACGUAAUCUGCGGACAUUGCAAUCAACCCAUAAAUAUACAUCUACAUAUAGGUACACAUUUUUUUCUGUAACCCAUACACGCACGACCUCGAAAACGCGUGCGCGAAAGAGACAACUGUUGUAAAGUUCAUCAGCGGCGCUGCCGUAUCUUUUUAAUUUUAUUUAACAGAAAAUGCCUCGAAUAGUGCCAUUGCAAUUACUAAAGUGCCUGCGGGUGCUCUUAGAUAAUAAUGGUGGAAUUUUGAGUUCAUCAGAAGUAAAACGUAUUGCUGGUCUGAUGGCAAAGUAUUCGAAGAAGCUGGUAUCGAAAUGCGUCUACGUUCAAAUACUAAAGUCGACAAAAACGGAAUUAUUAGGAGAUUUUAUGGCUGUUGGUGGGUGGUCCCUCGUUUAUACCUGGCUUAAUGAUGCCAUUCGAGCGAUGAAUUGGCCCCUGGUGCAGGAGAUCUUGGAACUGCUGUUGCUCUCCCCGGUCGACGUUAACAGGCUAAAAAUUAAUUCCGCGCCGGUCCUUGUAAAGGGAUUAUGCAAAGAUGGCGGCAAUGAAGGAGUUCGAAUUUUAGCAAAACGCCUUGUCGAACAGUGGCUUAAAAUUGUUACGGAAAAUCCCAGUGGCAUUUCGGCAAAUGCUUCCCAAAUUGCAGCUACAGUGGGGACACAACCAGGUGUGGCAGCUGCUGCGUCGCCGGCAUCUGAGUCGUCAAACAAUGGUUCUGGUUCCUCGAUGUCUGGCGGAAAGCAAUCCCAAUUUGCGGAAAAUAGUUCUUCAGACAGCACAGAUAGUGGUGGUGCACCUGUUACUUACACCAUUACCUCUGCACUUCGCAAACCCAAUGGCGAGAGUAUAGUUUUAAAAUUCAAACCUGUUGACAAAUCUGCAGCGGCGUCUGCGGAAGGUAUUUCAAAUGAAGAUGACAGUUCCUUGCCAUCAACUGAGGCGGGUGGUGAUGGGGCAGAUGCAAAUACGACAAAUGAUUUAUCCAAUUUAGACGAUAGUUGUUCAACUGAUGUAAAGGCAGGGGAUGAGGCUGAUAAAAAACACAAAAGCUCACGUGAUAAGAGCAAAAGGUCUGAGAAAGAUCGUGACAAGGACAGAAAGUCAUCGUCCAGUCACAGGUCAUCAUCAUCUAGCCAUAAAUCGUCGUCGUCUUCCUCUAAAAGCUCUUCGAAGAGCUCUUCCUCUCAUCGCAGUUCGAGUGACAAAGACAAGGACAAAUCACGCGACAAAGACAAGUCGCGGACAAGUUCUAGCAAAGAUAAAGAUCGUAAAGAAGGUGGUAGUAGUAGCUCGUCAUCGUCGUCGACAUCAUCGAGCAAGCAUAAAUCCUCUUCCAAAUCGUCCUCUAGCUCGUCAUCCAAAGAUCGUAGUAGUCGUGAUAAAGACAAGGAGAGAUCAGCAACACUUUCCAAGAAAACUGAUCAGGAAAAAGACAACAAACUGAUGCCACCACCAACUGCGGCGGCUACUGUUGCAACAGAUAAAAAGUCGAAAGAAGCUGAAAGCGAGGCGUCUAAGCCGAAAUCGAUUUCCAUACCUUCUCGAAAGGCUUCGAUUUCAAUAGAGAUACGUCGUGAUACGGAAAAGGCGGCUACGGUGAAAACCUAUCAGUCGAAAUUCCGUUCUCACGGUCUUACAGAAGAAGCGCCACCACCGCCGUCCCGCAAGGGCCUUAAGAAACCCACAUCAUCCACCCCAAUGCCUUCCGCGUUGUUGACCACCACAUUAAAGCGUCCAUCUCCACCACCAAGAGAGACGUCCAGCGAGAAGAAACCCAAGAUCGACAUCAACAAUGUCAGCGGUCAUGUGGAGCGUCCCGGUGCUGCUAAAUUGAUAGCCCCCAAAAAGAUACAAACCUUGGUCGAGACGAAUCUGUUUUCGGAUGCACUUACCGCAUCGAUCGAACCGAAGAAGGUAGUGAAGCGGAAGCGUCCUCUGACGGCGACAUCGCCUACAGAGAAGGACACACCAUUGGCGCCAUUGAAAUUCUAUCAGGACACAUUGGACGAGUCAAAAUCAGAAGAGAAACUGGAUGACAGCAGCAAGGAAAAUGAUGAACAUAGAACGUCUUCGCCCAGCAAAGAUGCCGCCGAUGUGGAUGAUGAUGACAUACCACUGAAGAGGGUGAAGGAGGAUAUCGAGCAGAAGGUGCUGAAGGAGAAGGCAGGUGGCGGCGAUAGAGCCGAAGAGGGCAGCAAAAGCCCCGAAGAUGUCGAGGAUACUACGCCCGAGGAACCCAGGAAGCCUGGUCCCGGCUGUGGACCCGACGGGCCACCGGGCGUGCUCAUGCUGCACCGGCGCAAGGGUCCGAAGAAGAAGCUAACCUGGCAGCCAGAAGAUAAGUUAACGCAGAUACGUUACUUCGAGGUCGAUCGCUCGGAGCGCAUCAAUGUAACCAAGCAGACAUUCGUGGAGAUGCAGAACAAGGAACGUUACAGUGAACGCGACGCUCUGACCAUUGCACGUCGCGGUUUCGAUGACAUUAUGGAGCCGCAAAUGGAAUGGCGACCACUCAUCGAGGUGGACAAUGUGCCCAAUCAUCCUAAUGGCAAUUUGUCCACACAGCGUCAGGUGCAGGCGGAACGCGAGGCGACCACGUUACGGGCUCUCUACUUCACACCAGACAUGAUACCCGACAGCCCGGCAGAGGCGGAGCUGGAGCCGCAUUUUGCUCACGACAUACCGCUCAUACCCAUUGACGAUCUCACCGGGAAUCCGGAUGCAGUCAACGAUUUCAGCACUUCGCCCUGGCCGGAGCCAAAGGGAUUUGCACCAAAUAGCGUGGAUGUGGGCUUCCCAGAUAAUAUGAAUAGCAUGAUGAUGCCUGGCAUGUCACCCAAUAUGAUGAGUCCUGGUCCAUUCCAGCCGUUCGGCAACAACUUUAUGCCGAAUGGCGCCAACAUGCCGCCCAACCAACCAAUGCCGGUUAAUUUGCCACAACCGGGGGCAGGACCGCCACCAAUUUGGCAUAAUCAGAUGCCUCCCGGACCUAUGAUGAAUGGACCGGGACCAGGACCUGGACCAGGCAUGGAUGUUAAUGUAAUGGCUGGAGGUGUCGGUGUCGGCGGUGGCCCCUUUAUGGGAAAUCAGUUCAACAAUCCUGGACCCUUUGGUCCGCCUGGACCUCCGCAGGGCUUUAAUAACAUGAAUUUUCCACCCAUGAUGAUGAACGGACCCAUGAAUAAUGGCAUGGGUCCCGGUCCCAUGCCUAACGGCGGUGGACCGCGCAACAAUAAUCGGAAUAACAUCAAAGGCGGUGGUGGUGGCAAUUGGCGCAGUGGUGGAAACAAUUUCCAGGAAAAUUCCGGCGGCAAUUGGCGCUCAGCAGGCUCUGGCUCCAAUCGCGGUGGCGGGGGAGGCAAUGGCAUUUGCAAGCAAUUCAUGCGAGGACAUUGCCACAUGGGCAAGUCCUGCAAGUAUGUGCAUCCGCAAAAGAACCGCAUGUAGGACAUGCCCGAAUCUUCUGCGGAAGAUUCGAAAUCGUAGAUCUCAAAAAUACAAGCAAGAAAACACACUCAACUCCCUUCUGCGAUAUGGCAUGCAUUGUAAUUGAAGGAUAACUACAUGUUAUGGCCACCUGCCCAAUCAAGACUGUAGCCAGUUGCCUCCUGGUAUGUACAUAUAUAUCUAUCGAAUAGCAUAUUAUAGCGACAUACAUAUACAUAUAGAAGCUUAGCUUGUAAGAGAUGCCGGCUAUCGUUUACUUUUCUAUUUUCAAGACUAUCCUCUUAUGUUCCGCAUUUAAUACAAACAUAAAGAUCAUAAAGAUGUAUAGUCGGAAUUAUAGCGUUAAUUAUUGCUCUUUAAUGGAUUAUUGGACAUUUACUCCCUGAUUUAUUUGAGCCAGCAUUAGGUUAUCGCUUAAUAUAAUUAUAAAUACAAGUACAUA
Messenger RNA from Scaptodrosophila lebanonensis, 3984 nucleotides. RefSeq names its product serine/threonine-protein phosphatase 1 regulatory subunit 10 (gene PNUTS). Gene Ontology annotation, molecular function: metal ion binding. The record is from RefSeq and is a predicted model, not a curated record. NCBI's taxonomy places the organism in Eukaryota, Metazoa, Arthropoda, Insecta, Diptera, Drosophilidae. The coding region runs from base 270 to 3542 and encodes 1090 amino acids. The transcript has 5 exons.